AGGGCGGGGCCACGCCGCGCAGCAGCAGCUUCAUCCCGGCGCGCGCGCACAGACGCCCGCUCGUCUCAGGCCGCAGCAUGGAGACCGCAGCCCGUCCGCUUUCACCGGGACCGCGGUUCCGGUUCGGGUGACGAGAGAGAGGAUGAUGAAGAAAGCGCGCACUUAGAGCGGCCAGCGGAAGCGAGCACGCGCCGCGGAGCCUCGCGCUCCGAUUGUUCGGACGCAGCAGACUGAAACAGCAGGCCGCGUGUACCCGGACCGAACCGAGCCGAACCGGACCCAGCAUGCCGCCCACCCCGCUGCUCGUACACGCGCUUCUGCUCUGCCUCAGCCAGAGCCUGACGGCGUUCCAGGUGUCGGUGAGCGAUGACGGUUUGAUCGCCGCCACUCUGGAGCCAUCCGACCUCCAGGACAACGUGACGGCGUACGCGGCGCAGGUCUCUGGAGAACCUCGGCUGGUCCUGGUUCCGUUCCUCAACACCAAGGAGGCUCUGCUGUUCAACGCCUCCUUCCACGGCCUGUGCUACACCGUGGGCCUGCUGCUCAAACUGGGUCAGAACUGGUCCCGCCCCGUGAAGAGCGUUCCCGUUCUCACCAAACCGCUGCCUGUACGCAGCGCUCACAUAUCGGACUACAAGGAGGCGCCAGAGACCGGCGUGGUGUUUGACAUAGACCCCCCCUCCAGGACCGUCUUCAGCAGAGUCAACAUCAGCUUCACGGAGGGGCAGGAGCGCCGCAGCAUGCUCUACAAAGAUUUCUACCGCGGGAAGACGGUGUUCAAGCACUGGUUGCCUGGAGUUUGUUACCGGAACAUCACCUUCCAGCUGAUCUCAGAGGCCACCGUCAACCGGACGGCGCUGGUGACCCACAGUGACAUCACGCACACGCCUCUGCACUACCGCACAGUGCCGUACCCCCCCCUCAACGUCUCUCAUAAGAUCCUCCACCUGAGCCAGAGGCCGCCUCGACUCCUCAAGGCCGAGGGGGGGCCGCGGUUGUCCCGUCAGGCGCGGGACGUCCCCCUGAUGGAGGAGGAGGAGCAGACGCAGCCUUACCAGGAGGACACCGCUGGGGGGGCGGCCACAGCGACCCCCCUCGCCUUCAACACUACAGGCGGCUCCAUGGGAGACGCGGUUGUAAACGGCAGCCAGGCGGAGGAGGCGGAGCCUCAAAGCUCUUGGCUGAACCAGACGGAACCCCCUCACGCGGAGGAAGACGAGGAGUUCGUGAACGCCGUGGUGUCGGACUACGAGGACUCAAACGAGCCCGGUUCAGGCAUGGUCGUCCCCGCAGAGCCCGCCGUUCUGCUCACCAGGCCCCCCCCCAUCCUGCUGGAGCUGCGCUGGCUGCCCCCCCGCCCGCCCACCAGCUACAAUGGCUUUGUGGUCUACGUCUACAGAGACGGAAACUCCACAGAAACGGCCAUCGUGGACGAGAACACUCACGAGUUCUUCACAGAGUUAUCUGAACCGGGAACGUAUCGGGCUCGGGUCAGCACGCUGAGCUCAUCCGGAGACUGCGAGGCCCGGGAGAGCGGCACCGAUGCCGGUGUGUCCUUUUACCUGGGUCCAGAUGGAGAGCUGCUGGAGGAGCUGCGCGAGCGUCCCCGGGGCGUCAGCGUCCGGCUGCUGGACUCCACCACCGCCACCGUGUCCUGGGCGCCGUCCGCAGAGCGGCACAACGGCAGCCUGGUGUCGGUGGUGUCCGCCACGUGCCUGAAGCCCAGCCUGAGCCAGAGGAUGGAGAACACCUACUGCAGCGAGGAGAACUCCACGAGUGACAUCAUCAGCAGCCUGACGCCCGGCGCGCAGUACCGCGUGGUCGUGUACCACACAAACGGACCUCUGAUCAGCCCGCCGUCAGAGCCCGUCAUCAUCGACAUCGAGCCCACCGGCGUGCGCGAGCUGGCCGUGUACCCUCUCAGCCCGACGGCGGUGAUCCUGAGCUGGCAGCGGCCGUACCACGUGGCCUUCCGGAAGUACGUGCUACAGACGUUUUUCUUCAACCCCGUCACUCUGGCGUCCGAGUGGACCACCUACUACGAGAUCGCCGCCACCGCCUCCGUCAUCGCCUCCGUGAGAGUCACCGACCUGCUGCCCGCCUGGUACUACAACUUCCGCGUUUCCAUGGUGACGUGGGGGGAGCCGCCGCUCAGCUGUUGCGAUAGCUCCACUGUCAGCUUCGUCACAGCUCCUGAGGCCCCCCACAUCUCCUCGGUGGAUUACGCCCACGGCGUUCUGUCCGUCCGCUGGACGUACGGCGAGCUCUUCAUCGACCUGUCCCACUCGCGGAUGCUGCACUGGCAGGUGGUGGCCGUGGGGAGGAAGGGGCCCGAGAGGAGCUACUCUGUGGAUGUGACCCGCAGCGUAAUGCGGGCCAGCCUCCCCCUCCCUCCAGGAGACAUCUACAACCUGACAGUGACGGCGUGCACGGAGCGCAGCAGGAACACGUCCACGCCCAACAUCAUCAAGCUGGAGCCGGCCCCCCCCAGGUCCCUGUACGCCGUCAACGCCACUCACUCUUCCGCCACGCUGCUGUGGAGCGAGGAGGGCGUGGUCGACUACUACCAGGUCCUCUGCAGACCCUGCAAAGCCAGCAAAGAGCUGAAGGCUCAUGAGCCCCUCACCUCCACCUCCCACGUGCUGACGGUGUCCGGUCUGAUGCCGUCAUCCACCUACAACUGCAGCGUGACCAGCUUCAGCUACAGCACGCCCAGCCGGCCCGCGCACGUGACCGUCACCACCGUCGAUAAAGAGAUGAACCCGAGCGUGGCCGCCAUCUCGGCGCUGGCCGUCCUGAGCGUGCUGCUCGUCAGCCUGCUGCUCCUCUUCCUCCUCGUUCUGCGCAAGAAGCACCUGCAGAUGAGCAGAGAAUGCGGCGCCGAGACCUUCGUCAACUUUCCCUCCUUUGAGAGAGAAGGGAAGCUCCCCUACAACUGGCGAAGAAGCCUCUUUGCCUUCCUUACCCUACUGCCAUCCUGCCUUUGGACUGACUAUCUUUUGGCUUUUUAUAUUAAUCCGUGGAGCAAAACCGCUUUGAAAAAACGCAAACUCACCAGCCCGGUGCAGUUGGACGACUUUGAGGCGUACUUUAAAGACAUGGGCAAAGACUCCGCCUACAAGUUCUCCCUGCAGUUUGAGGAGCUGAAGAGCGUCGGUCUGGACCUGAGCCACGACGCCGCGGACCUCCCGGUCAACAGGCCCAAGAACAGAUACACCAACAUCCUGCCCUACGACUUCAGUCGGGUGAAGCUGAUCUCGUUGCACAACGAUGAAGGUGCAGACUACAUCAAUGCCAACUACAUCCCCGGCUACAAACACUCCAGGGAGUACAUCGCCACCCAGGGGCCGCUGCCCGAGACGCGCGUCGACUUCUGGAAGAUGGUUCUGCAGCAGAAAGCGCCCAUCAUCGUCAUGCUGACUCAGUGCAACGAGCGGCGGCGGGUGAAGUGCGAUCACUACUGGCCCUUCACGGACGAGCCAGUGAUGUACGGCGAGAUCAGCGUGGAGAUGCUGUCCCAGAGCGAGUCCCAGGAGUGGAUCACCCGCAAGUUCAGGCUGGAAUACGCGGACGAGACGCAGGACGUCCUGCAUCUGAACUACACAUCGUGGCCGGAUCACGGCGUUCCCACCGUCAACGCCAUCGAGAGCAUCCUGCAGUUUGUCCACAUCGUCCGGCAGCAGGCCAACCGGACCAAAGACCCCAUCAUCGUCCACUGCAGCGCCGGGGUGGGCCGCACCGGGACCUUCAUCGCUCUGGACCGCCUCAUGCAGCACAUGAGGGAGCACGAGUUCGUGGACAUCCUGGGGAUGGUGUCUGAGAUGAGGUCCCACCGGCUGUCCAUGGUCCAGACGGAGGAGCAGUACGUCUUCAUCCAUCAGUGCGUCCUGCUCAUGUGGCAGAAGAAGAAGCAGCAGUCCAUCACCUCGGACGUCAUCUACGAGAACGCCAGCAAGACAUAGAGCGCCGUCUGUAGACGUUGUGGACACGUCUGUGCCGCCUCGCCGUCAGCAUCCACCUGUGAGAAAAAUCCACCGUCCAGAACUCCACACGCACUGACGUCCAGGCGUGACGUGGAGCUUUGCCUUAAGGAGCCUUCACUGACUGCCCCCCACGUCCCCCCACCAUCCCCCCCAGGGACAGGACCGAUCCACGCCGCCGUGGUCAUGUUUGCACAGUAGCCACCCUCGUUCAGACAAGGGGCGGAGUCACCAGGACAGACGCAGCUGGAUUCAUGUUCACUCUCAGGACUCACCGCCACUGAGCAUGCUGGGACGGAAGACGCAGAGUGCUGGAAGGGGCCGGGACGCUGCAGAACCUCAACUCCAAACCACGUCUGCAUCCAACCAUCAGGACGUUCUCCACCACCAAGGUUCUAGCAGGCAGAGCUAGAACCCACCACAACCUGCUGAUGGAUCCACGGAAGGUUCUCAACAUCCACGGGGUGAAUGUCUGCCGGCUAAAACGGAAGAGGAGAACCCAACACCUCCUGCUGCCGUCGGUUACCGUGCGAUGCAUUCAGGGCAACGUCAGAAGAUCAGUGAUUCGAAUGUAGACCAAGCCCAACAAACCAUCACGCUGCCCAUUGGUGGGGGGCGGAGCUUCAGCUCCACAGAGAACUCUCUGGGUCUGACGGUAGACCCAAAAACCUCCACCUCCCCCCACCAACGUCAGAACCGGACCGAGCCGUCCCAGAGGCCCCGAUAGCCCGACAUCACUCCGAUCCGUCCAGACCAUUAGUGAAUCCAAAACUCAUGCUAACACUAGCCUAUGCUAGCAAAGACGUUCUCUCCAAAUCUAACGUUCUGCAGGAACAAAUCUGGAUCGCUACAAACGUGUGACGGAACAGAUUUAUUUUGAGAAACCCAUUUCUGACAAAUACAUUUCAUCUGUUGAAAUGAAAACGAGUUGCGUGACGCUAGCGGGAGCAAACUCGGCGUAACUAUUCAACCAAUCGAGUCUUUUCCUCACCUGAGGCUCCCAGGUAGAUCGUUUUUCAGCAUAGUUCUAGUAGUAAAUUGGAAAGGUUUCCAUGUUCUAGCAUCAGUGCUACAUUUCACAGAUUCACGUUGAUUUUUUCAGAACACGAGUUGAAAAUCCUGCAGGUUUGGAGAAAAUGUCUGCGGAUGGAGGAUGGUGAGUCCUGCAGACUCCGCCUCCUUCCAUCAGGAAACGUUUCCACCUUCAGGGUGGAGCGUGGAGCCAACAUCUCUGCUGUGAAAUAUCUGUUUCGUGUCGGAGAGUUUAGGAAACAUCUGGGCGCAGAUCAGCUGCUUACAGCUAGAAUGAGGCAGUCAUUAAUCUGCCCCUGCUGGAAGGAGGUGGAAGUGCAGCUACGUUUCUGCCUCCUUUGGGCUUUUUCUAAAUAAAUGCAUCUAAGAUGCAAAACUUUUCUUUUGAAAGUAUGUUCAAAGAUUUGGGAGAAUUUCGGCCUCUUCACCACUCCUGGUUGUUUUGGCGCCGCCCUGUGUCAGUCUGACCGUGGUCUGUUUGGGUUCUCCAAGUUGUUUUCGGUCCGGUUUGGAUCGGCUGUUUGCCUCAAAGGUUUCUCUGAUCAAAUGUACAUAGGACUUUUCUGCUGGUGGAGAUGUUGCUUCAGCUGUAAAUGUGACGAAACCCAAACGGGAAACUCCACGCUCUGGAGCCACAGCGGCUCUGCCGCCGCCGGACUCCCCGCCAUGAACUCACGUUGAUGUGUCGGUUGAACUUGUCAUUGGUGCCAUUCUCGUGCGUUGUGUCACUCGGUUCGCAGCGUGAUCUCCGGAUCGCCUCGCUCCGUUUUAAUGUGUGUGUUGAACAAAAUAAACAGUUGCAGCUGAA
Messenger RNA from Oryzias latipes (Japanese medaka), 5820 nucleotides. RefSeq names its product protein tyrosine phosphatase receptor type O (gene ptpro). Gene Ontology annotation, molecular function: cadherin binding; protein tyrosine phosphatase activity; Wnt-protein binding. Gene Ontology annotation, cellular component: plasma membrane; GABA-ergic synapse; glutamatergic synapse. Gene Ontology annotation, biological process: podocyte differentiation; negative regulation of canonical Wnt signaling pathway; regulation of glomerular filtration. NCBI's taxonomy places the organism in Eukaryota, Metazoa, Chordata, Actinopteri, Beloniformes, Adrianichthyidae. The record is from RefSeq and is a predicted model, not a curated record.